This is a messenger RNA of Morus notabilis, 2719 nucleotides long. RefSeq names its product conserved oligomeric Golgi complex subunit 7. Gene Ontology annotation, biological process: Golgi organization; retrograde vesicle-mediated transport, Golgi to endoplasmic reticulum; intracellular protein transport. Bases 132 to 2633 code for a protein of 833 amino acids. The transcript has 10 exons. Gene Ontology annotation, cellular component: COG complex. The record is from RefSeq and is a predicted model, not a curated record. NCBI's taxonomy places the organism in Eukaryota, Viridiplantae, Streptophyta, Magnoliopsida, Rosales, Moraceae.
UUGCCCCUUCUCCACCAGCCCAUGCUUCGGCAACUCCAUUUCCCAACCGUCACAAUAUAACAACAUAGCGGAUCUCCGAACCAGCCCGAGUUAAGUCAUCGAAUCCCGAGCCAACUCGGGAGCCAAGAACGAUGCUGGAUCUAGGUCCGUUCUCAGGAGAGAACUUCGAGCCGAAGAAAUGGAUAAACUCGGCAUGCCAGAGUCGGCACCCGGAGGAGUCGGUGGACAAGCACCUGGUGGAUCUGGAGAUGAAGCUCCAGAUGGUCUCCGAGGAGAUCUCCGCCUCCCUCGAGGAGCAGAGCGCCGCCGCCCUCCUCCGCGUCCCGCGUGCCACCCGCGACGUCAUCCGCCUUCGCGACGACGCUGUCUCGCUCCGCUCCGCCGUCGCCAGCAUUCUCCAGAAGCUCAAGAAGGCUGAAGGAUCAUCCGCUGAAUCCAUAGCUGCCCUAGCAAAGGUUGACACUGUUAAGCAGAGAAUGGAAGCUGCAUAUGAGACAUUGCAGGAUGCUGCUGGGUUAACCCAAUUGAGUUCGACGGUGGAGGAUGUCUUUGCUAGUGGUGAUCUUCCGCGGGCAGCAGAAACCUUAGCCAACAUGAGACAUUGCUUGUCUGCUGUCGGGGAGGUGGCUGAAUUUGCAAACGUGAGGAAGCAACUUGAGGUCCUAGAGGAUAGGCUAGAUGCAAUGGUGCAGCCACGACUAACAGAUGCAAUAUCUGGUCGUAAGGUUGAUGUUGCUCAAAAUCUGCGGGGCAUUCUUAUCCGAAUUGGGAGAUUCAAGUCACUGGAGAUACAUUACACAAAAGUUCACCUAAAGCCUAUAAAACAGUUGUGGGAAGAUUUCAACUCAAAACAACGCAAUAGGCUUGCAAAUGAGAAGGCUGAAGUUGAAAGGCUAUCAAGCAACAUUCAAUCAAGUUCUCCAACAAUUUCGUUCUCUAGUUGGUUGCCAAGCUUCUAUGAUGAAUUGCUUCUUUAUCUUGAGCAAGAAUGGAAAUGGUGUACAGUUGCUUUUCCUGAGGAUUAUAGAACUCUUGUACCAAAGCUGCUGAUCGAGACAAUGGCUACUAUUGGCGCAAGUUUUGUUUCUCGUAUUAACCUUUCAACUGGAGAUGUUGUUCCUGAAACAAAAGCAUUGGGAAAAGGUAUAUUAGAUAUUCUGUCAGGCGAUAUGCCAAAGGGAAUUAAGAUUCAGAGGAAACAUUUGGAGGCGUUGAUUGAGUUACACAAUGUGACACAGACCUUUGCAAGAAAUAUUCAGCAUUUAUUUUCAGACUCUGAGCUCCGAGUUUUAAUGGAUACUCUUAAGGCAGUAUACUUGCCCUAUGACUCAUUUAAACAAAGGUAUGGACAGAUGGAAAGGGCUAUCCUAUCCUCUGAAAUUGCUGGGGUUGAUUUAAGAGGUGCUGUUACUCGUGGUGUGGGUGCUCAGGGGAUUGAACUCAGUGAAACAGUGCGCAGAAUGGAGGAAUCCAUUCCCCAAAUUAUCAUACUACUUGAAGCUGCUGUUGAGAGGUGUAUCAAUUUUACGGGUGGUUCUGAGGCAGAUGAACUAAUUCUCGCUCUUGACGACAUAAUGUUACAAUAUAUCUCUGCUUUGCAAGAGACACUGAAAUCAUUAAGAGUUGUCUGCGGAGUGGACCAUGGUAGUGAUGGUGUUGGUUCAAAGAAAGAGACAGAUUUGGACAAGAAAGAAGGAAGCAAAGCUGCACGCAAAGUUGACUCAACUUCAAAUGAGGAAGAAUGGUCCAUUGUCCAAGGAGCUCUGCAGAUCCUCACGGUUUCUGAUUGUUUAACUAGCAGGUCCUCCGUUUUUGAAGCUUCCUUGAGGGCUACUCUUGCUAGGUUAAGCACUACUUUAUCUCUUUCAGUAUUUGGCUCAAGUGCGGACCAAAGCCUGUCACAUGUUGGUGAGGGCAACGGGGAAGCAUCUGUGGGUGGAAGGGCUGCCUUGGAUGUGGCAGCCGUGCGACUUGUUGAUGUUCCUGAGAAGGCUCGAAAACUCUUUAAUCUUUUAAAUCAGUCUAAAGAUCCCAGGUUUCAUGCACUUCCAGUGGCAUCUCAGAGAGUGGCAGCAUUUUCCGACACAGUGAAUGAACUUGUAUAUGAUGUCCUCAUUUCUAAAGUACGGCAACGUCUCAGUGAUGUUUCUCAUUUGCCAAUAUGGUCCGCAGUUGAGGAGCAAAGUGCUUUUCCUCUCCCAAGCUUCAGUGCAUAUCCUCAGGCCUAUGUUACAAGUGUCGGUGAAUAUCUUCUUACUUUACCCCAACAGUUGGAGCCACUUGCGGAGGGCAUCUCAAACAAUGAUGCCAACAAUGAUGAGGCCCAGUUCUUUGCAACUGAAUGGAUGUUUAAGGUUGCAGAGGGAGCCACUGCUCUUUACAUGGAACAAUUGCGGGGUAUACAGUACAUAACAGAUCGUGGUGCGCAGCAGCUAUCAGUUGACAUUGAGUAUCUGAGCAAUGUGCUUUCUGCCUUAUCAAUGCCAAUUCCGCCAGUUCUUGCCACAUUCCAUACUUGCCUUUCCACCUCCAGAGACGAGCUGAAAGAGCUUGUCAAAUCAGAUUCAGGAAAUCAGCUCGAUCUUCCGACAGCAAACCUUGUAUGUAAGAUGCGCCGUGUGAGUUUAGAUUAAUAAUUUUGACUUUGGACUUGGGAGUAUAUUGUUUCCCACCAUAGCACAUUAUGUUGCAUCCCCAAAAUAUAACCUCAUUUCACUUA